AGCAGAGGGACAAACUUAAGCAGUUAAUGCACAACAAUAAUAAAAAAUAAAGGACAACAAAAAUAUGUCACAAUUUGUACUAGUUCCAAGUUGAGUAUUGCAAUAUGUGUGUAUGGCAUAUAUGCUGAAUUGUUAACGUUCCAUGUACGACAUUUGCUUUUGUCUUUCAGAUAAAGUCACAGUCAGUGUCAGCUUUGAGGCAAUAACCAACAGAUGCUAUGGUUUUGUUUAUGUGGAGAUGAACGAUCAGAAAAGGGCCGUGUGUUCUAACAAGUGGGGCAGAGCAGAGAGUGAAGUUGUCUGUGGGGAGCUGAACUGUGGACAUGUUGUUAGUCAUGAACAGAGGCCUUUACAAGGAAAAGGGAUCAUGGACCAAGUCAGUUGUUUGGGCAAUGAGACUUCGAUAUGGCACUGCAGAGCCAUGCGUUCCCUUUCAAUCGCAUGUCAUAACAAAGUUUUUGUUGUCUGUUCAGAAAGCGUGGACGUGCGAUUAAAAGAUGGACUCGGCAAAUUCAACGGUAGAUUGGAAAUCUUGCACGGAAACAUGUGGAUGCCGGUCUCUAAAGAGCAGUGGGAGGAUGUCAACUUGGACGUUGUCUGCAAACAAGUGGGCCGCAGGAACAGUCGACGUGCACUGGAAAAGUACAGCACAGACUCCAAGAAUUUUCCGUACCGACUGCAGUGCAACAAGAACGCUGUACACAUUUCGGAGUGCAUUACAGAAAAUGCCACAACAUCAUUACUUGAUGCAAAACCAUUGGAAAUAACAUGCAAGGAGCACAAGCUUCUAAUUCUGAAAGGCGAUGAUCCAUGUUCUGGCCUGGUAGUGAUAGAGAAAAAGGAUCAAACGUACUGGCUUUCUGGGUCAAAUGCCACUUGGAAUCAAGAGUCAGCAAACGUUGUGUGUCAGGAGAAGCAUUGUGGGAACGCUUCCUCCUUCUAUGCCUCCUUCCUCAACAUCACUAAUCAGACAAGUGUUUGGGAUCAGUCCUACAACUGCUCCCCUGGUGCCAAAUCUCUGUUCGACUGUGAAACUCAUCUGGAGCAGCCAUCUGACCACAACAGUUCCAUUGCUGCAGUCAAGUGUUCAGAAAAAAUCACCAUCUCUCUGCAGCACCAGUGCUGGGGCGAAGUCUCCAUCUGUAUGGAUGGGAAGUGUGGAAGUGUAUGCCAGGAAUCCCUGUCACAAGUAUAUCCCGAUUUGUGUAAAAGCCUCCAGUGCGGGGAGAAAGUUGUGAAAACAAGUAAAAUACUACCAAAAACAAACACAACGAUCAAGAGGUUGCACCAGACCAGACACACCACUAACCUGACACAAAGUAUUUUUGUUAUGAGCGAAGAGCACGACAUCUGUACACCAGCCUAUGUGGUUUGUUCAGGUAGCCUCAAACCCAAGUUGAGCGGCGUGGACAGAUGUUCUGGAAAUUUGGAGGUUUUCCAAGAAGACACAUGGCUGUCAGUCUGCAAACAAGAUCAUUCUAAGAACGUGCACAACGCCAUUUGUCAAGAGCUGCAGUGUGGUGAAGAAGUUGAAAUCACUCAAGACACUGGACCCGCCCCGGCAAACACGAGGUUUUCAAAUCUCAAGUGUAAUAGAAACAGCCAAUCUUUGUCUGAGUGUGAGGUCUCUACUGCUAACAAGGCCUGUAAAGCUGCUGUACUCAAGUGCACUGGCUGGAGGAAAAUGAGAACCCUCAACACUUGCAGUGGACCCGUCUUAGUUUACUCAAAAGGACAGAGAAGUGCUGUGGCUGUCGAAGGAUGGACAGAAAAGGAAGGGGAGAGGCUUUGUUUAGAUUUACAAUGUGGUGGCUUCAAGUCACUGAAGGGCCACAACACCACGGAGAAGCUUUUGUUCUGGAACGGGAGCUUUCGCUGUGAAAAUAACGAAACAAACAUCUGGGCCUGUGAAAAGCCAACGCCACCCUCAGAAAAGCAGCAGCUCUUUAUUCAAUGUCAAGAUACUCCAAAAGUCAGCCUUUCAGAAAACUGUCACGGGCUGGUCAAAAUAGAUGGCAUAGAAGUGUGUAACAGUUUCUGGAACAUGGAGAUGUCACACAUGGUUUGCCAGGAACAAAAUUGCAGCAAUGCUAUUACUCCCACUAAAACCAUAGGUGCGAAAUCUAAUGCUGACUACUACCAUUCUUACCAUUUCCAUCAUGAGCUUGGCCAGUGUUGGAGGGUAACGGGAAUGUGUGGUCCUGGGAAAGAGCUGGUGUCCGUUAACUGCAUCGGUUCUGUUUGGUUCAGUACUGACCAACGAUGUGGGGGCCAGCUCAAGAUCAGUUAUGGAGAUAAGUUGGAGAGAGUCUGUCCGAUGGAUUUCUCCUCAAAGACAAGCGAGGAUCUUUGUCGUGCACUUGACUGUAACGGUCACAACCAAACCUUAAGAACCAGGGAGAGCACAGAGAAGGUGAAUUUGGAAAUGUCUUUUAAAUGCGAACAAAAUCACAAAGACAUCAGAUACUGUGUCACUUCGAAAUCGUGUACAGGAGUCAGACCUGCUGAGAUCUACUGUAACGGGUAUGAGUAUCUUCAACCUGCCAGUAGUCCGCCAUCGACAGCGGGUCAUUAUGAGUGGCUGGGUUUGCCGAUUCUGAUCGUUGCAUUGAUCAUUUCAAUUUGCAUCGUCAAGAAAUUCAAAAAAACAUCUCUUUCCAAAAAAGAGAAAGUGCUGUCAAGGAAGGCAGCAGAGAUCGAAAGUGGAGAUUAUGAAGAAGUCCACAGUGACGCAAACGAAAUGGAGGAGUUGGACAAAAGAACGUCAAGAUCACCGACUGAGAGUCUUACAGCCGAACAAGCUCGCGGCUCCCCCUCUUUGACCAACGGUAAAGAAGCCAAGGCCCAGCCACUGAACUCAGAGCAUUUAGAGGGUACUCGUUAAGAAAGGAAAGCAAAGGCUAAAGUGCAGGGACAGCCUGGCUUUGCAAACUUGCCGGUUCAACAUAGGGGGCAGCACGCUACGCUAACACGAUGGUAACAUGAUAAUCUACGACAUAGUUGCGUGAGAUUAUGAGAGCCACAAUGAA
Molecule: messenger RNA, 3029 nt
Organism: Cynoglossus semilaevis (tongue sole)
Lineage: Eukaryota; Metazoa; Chordata; Actinopteri; Pleuronectiformes; Cynoglossidae
Product: scavenger receptor cysteine-rich type 1 protein M160-like
Exons: 14
Coding region: 143-2884 (913 amino acids)
Biological process (GO): zymogen activation
Cellular component (GO): plasma membrane
Molecular function (GO): serine-type endopeptidase activity
Source: RefSeq, a predicted model, not a curated record